Molecule: messenger RNA, 1116 nt
Organism: Aspergillus lentulus
Lineage: Eukaryota; Fungi; Ascomycota; Eurotiomycetes; Eurotiales; Aspergillaceae
Product: FAM50/XAP5 family protein
Biological process (GO): chromatin organization
Cellular component (GO): nucleus
Source: RefSeq, a predicted model, not a curated record
AUGCCUCCUUCCGAACAACAGAGCAGCAACUCGACACCGCGCUUUACGAGCCAGACUACCUCCGCAGAAGAUCUUCUCAAGUCGCAGACCGUCGGUCUAGUCCAUCUCUCCGACUUUCGCAAGCGUCGCGCAGAGGUUCUAGAGCAAAAGGAACGAGAGGCACACGACAAGUCGCUGGGAAGAUUUACAUCCGGUAACUCAAGAAGUGCUACUCCUUCAACAGGCGAUGUGACUGACAGUAGCUCGACCCCGCGUAGCGAGGGCCCUCCGAAGAAGAAGAAAAAGAAGCAACUCAUGAAAAGCAAACUUUCUUUUGGUGACGAUGAAGAGAAUGAUACCGGUGACGAACCUGUGGCCACUCCCUGUGAAACGAGCGUCCCCCGAUCUGCGUCGAGGACACCUGCGGACGACAGUUCUGCGCCGUCAUCACGGCGCAUCACACCCAACCCCAACGCACCUCCUCCUCCGAAAGCGCUGACGAAGGCUGCACUAAAGGCAGAAGCAGAGGCGCGUGAUGCCCUUCGCAGAGAAUUUCUGGCUAUGCAGGAUGCGGUCAAAAAUACCGAAAUACUCAUUCCGUUCAUCUUCUACGAUGGCACCAAUAUACCGGCUGGGGCGGUAAAGGUUAGGAAAGGCGACCCGGUAUGGUUGUUUCUUGACCGUUGUCGCAAAGUCGGUGCCGAGUUAGGCGUCGCAGGUGCUAGCGGAGCAACAAAGGGAAGGAAAGACAAUCGCCGGGAAUGGGCCAGAAUUAGUGUCGAUGACCUUAUGCUGGUCAGAGGAGAAAUAAUCGUUCCACAUCACUAUGAAUUCUACUAUUUUAUAGCCAAUCAAGUACCCAGCUUCUCAAGUGCUGGUGGGCUAUUGUUCGACUACUCCAACAAGCCUCCUCCAACGGCUUCUAGUGAUAAUCCGCCGUCACGGCCUGAUAAUGACCAAUUAGAAGGAGCCGAUAAAGAUGCGACGCUAACGAAAGUGGUCGACAGACGGUGGUAUGAACGAAACAAGCACAUCUUUCCAGCGAGCUUGUGGCGGGAGUACGAGCCGGGGCCCGAGUUUGAAGAGAAAAUGCGCUCAACACGGCGAGAUGCUGAAGGAAACACCUUUUUCUUCUGA